This is a messenger RNA of Impatiens glandulifera, 970 nucleotides long. Its product is annotated as PRA1 family protein E-like. Lineage: Eukaryota; Viridiplantae; Streptophyta; Magnoliopsida; Ericales; Balsaminaceae. Gene Ontology annotation, biological process: vesicle-mediated transport. The record is from RefSeq and is a predicted model, not a curated record. Gene Ontology annotation, cellular component: Golgi apparatus; endoplasmic reticulum. The coding region runs from base 217 to 807 and encodes 196 amino acids. The transcript has a single exon.
UUGAACAACUGUCACGUUUUGGGCUUCAGGAAGAAGAAGAAGAAGGAAACCCAUCUCACCUUCUUCAUUCCCGUGGUGGGUUUUACAGUUUCUCUCUCAAUCUCUCUCUCAAUCAUGGCCAUUCUCUUAAAGAUUUGAUCUUCAAUUCUUCAUUUGGAAUAUGUUCUUGUGUUCAUAUUAAAGCCUCAAUCAUCAGAUCUCACUUUUUUUCUUUCAAUGUCGACUACAAAACCACCCCUUUAUCCUACUUCCUCCUCCCGUUCAUCAACUCCGGCCAAUCGGACUCUCCCUCCUCCACCAUCGACGUUUCUAUCACGCACCAGAGCUCAAUUCGCAACUUGCCGUCCAUGGCGUGAGGUAUUAUUCAACUUCCACGCCUUCUCUCUUCCUGAUGGUUAUGCCGAUGCAAUUUCUCGCAUCAGGAGGAACGUGAAUUACUUCAGGGUAAAUUACGCAUUGGGUAUGCUGUUGAUUCUGUUCAUCAGCCUUAUAUAUCAUCCAAUUUCAAUGAUAGUCUUUUUGGUCAUUUUCGUUGGCUGGCUCUAUCUUUACUUCACCAGAGAUGAACCGAUUGUCCUGUUCAAUAACACAAUUGAUGAUCGUGUUGUUCUUGUGGGAUUGAUUGUUGUAACAGUGAUUGGUUUGGUGUUCACUAAUGUUGGUCUGAAUGUGUUGAUUUCUUUGAUAAUUGCUGUUGUUGUUAUUGGGUUACAUGCUGCAUUUCGAAUCACUAAUGAUUUGUUCCUUGAUGAAGAAGAAGCUGUUGAGGGAGGUUUGCUGUCUGUUGUUGGAAGUGAACCGUUUUGAAUGAUCAAGAUUAUCAUCUUGUUUUGUUUUUCCUCGUAAUCAUUGUUCAUUAGUUGAGUUGUUUUUGUACUCUGAAAACUUAUAAAUGCUUUUAUAAUUGUGUUUAUGCAACUUUUUGUAAAGUUCUUUCUUAUCUAUAUGUUCAUUUGAUUGAUUCCAGGUU